AUGACCAAGAACACCGAGCUCGACCACCUCCACGAAACCCUCUUCGAACAGGGUAUAAAACUCCGCCGAACCGUCGUCGGCGACGCCUACGUCGAUAGAGCCCUAUCCCAAGGAUUCAGCGACUUUUCACGUCCCGGCCAGGAACUCGUCACUGAACGGUGCUGGGGUCACAUUUGGACGAGACCUGGACUUGAACUGAAGCAACGAAGCCUAUGGUUGUGGAAACAUUAUAGGGUCUCGGUGCGCCACGGUUCAGCACGCUAUCGAGAUAAAGCAACCUACCUAGCACGGGCAACAUACUCAAACAGGAAAAAGGGGAUGUCGAACACAUAA
Messenger RNA from Aspergillus piperis CBS 112811, 333 nucleotides. RefSeq lists its product as uncharacterized. Lineage: Eukaryota; Fungi; Ascomycota; Eurotiomycetes; Eurotiales; Aspergillaceae. The transcript has 3 exons. The record is from RefSeq and is a predicted model, not a curated record. Bases 1 to 333 code for a protein of 110 amino acids.